AUACAAGCUUAGGAGGAAUAGGAGUAAACGGAGGGAACUAACUAGCGAAGAGAUAACGAAGAAGGAGGCGAUUUGCAGAAUGAGUUCUUCUGCUUCUCUUCCACCCUUCUCCGUUUCUUCAUCUUCUUCCUCAACCAUUGCUUCUUUGCUUCCUUCCUCCACUCCCUUGUGCUUCUUGCAACCCCGCUUAAUCUCAACCUCUGCCACAUUUAAACAGCACCGCUUCUCAUUUCCUUCUGUCAAAGGAAGAAGAAAGUUCCCAACUUUACCAUUUUCAUCCACGAAAAGGUUCCUUGUGAGAGCUGCUGAGUACAAAUUCCCUGACCCAAUUCCCGAAUUCGCAGAUGCCGAGACGGAAAAAUUCAAAAGCCACCUUCACCAAAAGCUUACAAAGAAGGAUAUAUAUGGAGAAUCCGUUGAGGAAGUUGUAGGAAUUUGCACUGAGAUUUUUAGCACUUUCUUACACUCCGAGUAUGGAGGUCCUGGUACACUUCUGGUCCUUCCUUUCGUUGACAUGGCGGAUACCCUGAACGAGCAAGGAUUUCCUGGUGGACCAAUAGCUGCACGUGCUGCUAUCACUUGGGCACAAAAUAACGUGGACAAAGACUGGAGAGAAUGGAAUAAAGUUGAUAAGAAAUAGUAAAUAGGGUCCUGUUACAACUGUGGUGCUUUUGCUGUAAGAGACCUAAAUGAGUAGUUUUGAUAUCCAUUUCUUUAGUGCCUUUUUGGUCUAGGAUUGUUAGAGUUGUUGAUUUUGAAAUAGUUAUUUAUUAGCAAUUAUUUAUAUUAGAACGUGUAUUCCUUUUAGGGAAAGAGAAAAUAACCUGAGCCUAAGAUGGACAACAAAAUGCAGAUAGAGGUUUAAUUCGUUCACUGUUUACCAUGCUUU
Messenger RNA from Vigna angularis (adzuki bean), 889 nucleotides. RefSeq names its product protein PLASTID REDOX INSENSITIVE 2, chloroplastic-like. The transcript is spliced from 3 exons. The record is from RefSeq and is a predicted model, not a curated record. Gene Ontology annotation, biological process: regulation of gene expression. Lineage: Eukaryota; Viridiplantae; Streptophyta; Magnoliopsida; Fabales; Fabaceae. Bases 80 to 640 code for a protein of 186 amino acids.